Peronospora farinosa is the source of this 1953-nucleotide messenger RNA. The record is from the annotation of a GenBank genome assembly. Lineage: Eukaryota; Oomycota; Peronosporomycetes; Peronosporales; Peronosporaceae.
AUGGCGUCGAAUUUCGCUCCAUUAAAGGACAUCAGUGACGUCUCGACGACGUUAAACUCUACAAAACCACGACGUACCAGUGGUGGGAAUGGAAAUUUAACCAAUUAUCAACGUAAAAUCAUUUGUGAAUUCUAUCGCAAAAGUGGUGGGGUCAUGUCCCAAAAAGAUUUGGCCCAAUGGACAAAACAUGAAUUUCAAUUGAAAAAAACCCCGGCCCAAUCGACAAUUUCGGGCAUUCUUCGACGUCAACAUGAAUUUAUCAAUAUGAGUUCAUUGGAAUUGGGGAUUAAAAAACGUCGUGUCGUGCAACAUCCUCAACUUGAUAGUGCGCUUGCAAAUUGGGUCAUUCAAAUGGCAGGACGAGGACAGACGGUACAAGGGGAUUUAACCAAGGAAAAAGCCAAGGAAUUUGCAAAAAUGCUCAAUAUUCCAGCCACAGAACAGCCGGAAUUUUCCAAUGGAUGGCUCCAUUCUUUUCAAUUACGUCAUAAUUUCAGUUUUCGGAAAUUUAAUGCUGAUCAUCAUCAACAUCAACAACAAGUGGCUCUUGUGGGCGAUGUUGAGACUGGAAAUUUGACCUUUUGUGGUCGACGAGCACUUGGAAUGAACAAUAAAGUCCUGUAUUGGACUAAUAUGGAGACAUUACUAAAUGAAACAGACAAGUAUGAACCCAAGGAUGUGUUUGCCGUUGAAGAAACACCAGUGUUGUAUACAAUGCCACCUGUACAAAAUGCAGUGGAUGAAGGACGUAUACGCUGUAAAAAGCGUUUUGUCGUGUCUCUCGCGGCAAAUGCAGAUGGAUCGGAAAAGCUUCAGCCAUUGUUUGUGUCACACUAUGAACAUCCAAAGUGUUUUCGAAAGAAAACGGCUGAACAGCAUGGAUUGCACUAUUUUAGCAACAAUAAGGCGUGGAUGACGGGUGUCAUCUUUUCGCGCUGGUUGCAGCGAUUGGAUUUUGCCAUGGCGAACCAAAAGCGUCGUAUCUUGCUGUUUAUUAAUGACAUGCCAUCGCAUGUGGUCGCACACCUCGAUCUUACAAAUGUCGUGGUCUUUAUCUUGACUCCUGCUGUGAUGCAGAUGCUCAACCCCAUUACCUCUCGCGUCGUAACCACCUUUAAAAAGCGUUACCGUCGGUACCAUUUGCGUCAUGCAAUUGAUAAGGCAGAAUCAAAGAGUGCCAUGUUUGAUGUGGAUGUUCUCCAAGCAAUGAAGUGGGCUAUUACCAGCUGGGAAGAGGUCACGACGGAGACUAUCAAGCGCGCUUGGAUUCCCACACAACUUGUGCGCAAUCGCGUCGAAAUGAACGAUCACGAUCUUUUGCAGGAAGAAGAAGAAGUCUUAUUGGACACGGAGCUAGAGCACUUGAUGCUCUUUUUGCGUCUCGGGGACCCCAUUCCUAUAAUGGAGUACCUGAACGACGAGACGAUGUCUGAUUAUCCGGUGCACGAAGACAAAUUCGACGUGGUGUCAAGCGUGCGCGAAGUUCCAGAAGACGAAGUGGAUGAAUCCGCGGAGGAAUGCCCAGGACGCACUCUGUCGUUGCAGGAGAAGCUGAAGGCGUUUCGUGAUGUGCUGCACGUCCUUAAGGACCGAAGUGAUGCUGAUGACAGUGCUUUAAAUGCGAUUCGACGAGUACAGGAUGCGAUUCGAAUGGAGGGCCAAAAAGAGGCAUUGGGAGCUUUGGGGAGCCACGGUGUAGAGACAAAGAACGUUUUCGACCUGGACACGUCUGGUGACGGCGUCAACGCUUCUGCGAUGGCGUCGCUGGAAGGUGACAGCCAGCAACACAUGGAUGCGUCUUCGCUAUUGGACUCGUCGGAGAACUCUGCUCUUUCUGCGGCCUCCGCCUCGCUCGCUGAAGGGGCAGGUGACCACGCAAGUGCAAUGAUGGAUGGAGCUGUUGAUGGUGAAAAUCGCCAGCACGUCAACGAUAGUUUCCAGGCGAUCAUUUAG